Aspergillus pseudotamarii is the source of this 547-nucleotide messenger RNA. RefSeq lists its product as uncharacterized. The record is from RefSeq and is a predicted model, not a curated record. NCBI's taxonomy places the organism in Eukaryota, Fungi, Ascomycota, Eurotiomycetes, Eurotiales, Aspergillaceae. The transcript has a single exon. The coding region runs from base 82 to 366 and encodes 94 amino acids.
AGCGGCUCUUGUUUGGCGCUCGCAAGAUUGGAUAUACCAGGCGUACUUUUUUUUGUUUUUCUUUUUUUUUAUUCCCUCUCUAUGUAUUAUCAAUCAUUUCUGCAUCAGAGCGCCUCAUUUCAUGUUAUUGUUCUUUGCAUAUGGAGCGGGAAAGCAUACCUGGUUUAUAAACUAGAGCUUUGUGGUACAUCUACUCGGAUAUAUUUUUUAUGUACAGCGCUCCAUAGAAUGAGCUACUCGCUCAUCAUAACUAACAACAACUGUCUGACAACUUCAAUAUUGCAUGCUUGUCCUUCUAGUAUAUUACAACACUUCUACUUUCCUUAUCUAUUCAUAGUCCCUCAAUUCCAUCCUAAACGCCUCUGAACAUUCACCAUCAACUCACCGCACCAUAUACAUGAUCACCUGACCAUACUCCGCUUAUCAUAUCUAAUCACCCAGUGAUAUCGAAAAAAUCAAAAAUUUAUAUUAACACUUCAAGCCUCCAUUGUUCAUCUCACAGGGCCAUACACAAUCCCACAAGCCCUCAGUUCACCGAUACCCCCGC